AUGAGCGAUUACGUGUUGGUCUCUCAAGAUGUAUCCGCAACGGUUGAGUUCGAGCGCUAUGCCCUCUGUGGUUGGACUCGACUCGCUUUCGUGCAUCGCGGCGAAUGGAAACCUGAUGAAUCGACUGAUGAAACCGUUUCAUUCAUGCUACCAUUCGUGAUACCUACUGUAGAACAUGCUACUUACAAGAGAGUCAUCGUAAAUGGCACCGAUGCGACCUUCCAUCUUGCCAAAACACUGGAUCCUGCAACCAAUGCUGAAGCCGUAAAUAAUGCUUGCCAAAAUGUCGACAUUAUGACCUUUGACGGCAUACAUGUUGUGGCACAACAGAUUUAUGAUGCGUUGUUAUAUGUAGAACUAGAGGAGGUAUAUCCAGAGCUCACAGUGGAACUGCAAUUCGAGUACCUACAUCUGAAAAAUGUAACAGAGGAUAUAUUUUUCAGACAAUAUUGGUUACUACCACGAUGCUCUACAAGUUAUCGUGAAUAUACCAUUUUCACAUCAAACCCAAGUUGUGAAAGAUGGUUCCCAACUGCAUUGAUCACAAAGGGAAUUGGGAUAGAUCAAGACUGUGUAUACCGUAUAGAGGUUUCUGUACCCCAGGGUUACACAGCUAUAUCUGGGCUGCCGGUAAACGACGAUAUAUCGAUGUCGGAAGGCAUGGGUGGGACUGCAGAAAAUAGCACUUUCAGAUUCAAGUGGGUCUCUAAUGAAGGUCUCGGGGUUAUGCCGCAACACAGUUUCUCACUGUUUGCGGGAGAAUUUGAAUUAUGGGAUGGAACAUUUCUACAAAAGAUAAAAGCAGGUGAUAAAGAAAAGGGAAGACGGAUAUUAGAUGAUGAGGAUUGCAUGGAAGACUUUGCAAGGAAAACACCUUACGUUCUCAACAAUAAAGCCCCUGUUACCUACGCGACACUUAAAGGGUUUGGAUUCCUACUCGAACCAACUAAUAUAACCACUUCACAGUGCCUAGAGUCAUUUCGUAAGCUACUCGAUAUAGACACACCGAAAAGAGUCUUCCUUAUCUUCCUGCCGCUACAGCCCUUUCAAACGUCAACUAACAUGGCAGCACAGAUACGAACGCAGAACUAUCUGGAUGUGAAACGAUGCACAGCAUUUACAGGAUCUGAAACAUAUCUGCAUACAUCACUUGUGGAACCAUUGACGUAUACCUACCACGGUAUGUACUUUCGCAGUGCUAGCAACAUAACCGUAUAUUCAAUGGAUAUAUUACACAGUUACAGCGAUAUCGAUAAUGACUCCAGGACUAUGGAUUGUAGAUUAGUGGUGAUAUACGGAUUGGCAGCACUGUUCACAUUGAGAAAAUGGGUGAACCCCUCCAGGGAUAUGCAUCUAGAUAUCAUGCUACAAUCAUACCUUGUUGAUCAGUUUAUAAAGCGAUAUAUGGGUAUAAAUGAGCACAGGGUUCGAUUAUGGGCACGACGUGAUGUUUUUGCCACAAUCACCGAAAUAUUUGGUGACCCCUUUCCUUUAUGUCAAAACAAAGGCACUUCAACGUCAUCGCACGUGCUACUUGCAGAUAAAGCCUUCGUUCUCAAGUGUCACAUACUACCUACUAUUCUAGAUGCUUUGUUUACGACGUCAAACUUUCUACCAGACAGUUUCUUCAUACAGUCGAUGCGUCGCCGCCUAGUCGCUGUGACCAAUGCUAAUUCUGCAACUUUCAGGAUGGAUCUUAACUGUGUCUCCAAAACAAAAAACAGCGAUAGCUUUGCUGUGGCCACUGAUGGUAACAAUUUUUGGAACAUGGUUAGUGAAGAGAUUGUCCGACGCUAUAUCCAUGUCUGGAAUGCCAGACCACCAAAUAGAUUGGUGCUACAAAACCAGCUUGAUGCAAAUUGCAAACUAGAGGAUAUAUUGAAACGCGGUGUAGAACAUGACCACCUAAGCUCUAUUAUGAAACAGUACACAAGCCUCGUGAGCUCGUUCGUACACGGCACUGGUUGCCCGCAGAUGAAUAUGAGUUUCUCCGUACAGUUACAGAGAAAGGGUACAUCUAUGGAUCAUCUCAAUUUCAGAGUAGAUGUCAAGUCGCUACAACCGCCAUUAGAUGUACAAAAGAAUGGAAGGAGCUCAUAUAGUAUCUGUAGCGUAGCAAGUUUGGCAAUGCGAAAUCUCCGAGCGACCUAUUCCAGACUUGCAGCUAUGUUACAGCUGGAAGAGCAUUCUGGCGGUCCUACUGACAUAGUAUUUGAGCGCUUAUCGCAGCUAUUUGGGUUAUGUGGGUCAGACCAUUGUCCUAACGUACCGCAGCCAUUGGAUUUUGCUGAUACCACAAUAAGUAUCGUCGGGUCAACGGAAAUCGCUACUUUGCGUCGCAACAUGGGUUUAAUACAAAUGUGGCAUGAUCCCGUUGAUUUAAUUGGCCGUGAUGGUAACUUUUUGAUGGGAUUUGGUUAUAUUGGACCCUUCCCGCAUUCCUUCUGUCUAGGUAAUGGACCCAUAUAUGAUUGUCUCGAGGUACUAAGGCAGCAUUGCGAUAUAAGCAGCAUGUUAGAUGCGUAUAUCGAUAAUGGCAGUACCUACUGUGGUUCUUACACAUUUAAAAAUGGCUUUGAACGUAUCAUGGGCAAGGGCAGCCUACCUAUUGCUUCUAAUGGCGGUACACCAUUUUGGCAAUCCGUUCAUCAACAAGCCGUGAUGAUAGCCCCGGAAAAGGCUUCGGUACCACUAUCUGCAGGAGUUUCGAAGCAAUGGAUCACCACAUUUAAAGUAGAUAUUGUAGAAGAUGACGGUGUAAGGGAAAAUGUUAAGGUGAUUGGUGACCUGGUUCCUACCAGUUAUAAGGUGAACCCGCGUGCCGAACGUGGUCGUAAGAAGGUGGCUAUAAAGGGCAUACCUGAAAAGGAUCUUGAAGAUGCUAUUGAUGACACACAACGUAGAAGUGCCUAUAUAGGACACCAUAGUGAAAGUGAUCGUUUGGUUAUAGAAUGGAUGAAAAUGCUAUUCAUUGGUAUGCACCCAGAACUCGCUCAACUUGAUAACCGUUCGGUAGUUGCUAAGAUAUGUAGUAAAGUACGCCUACCUGUGCUGUGGAUGAGUGUUGACAGUGGUUUUAGCCUUAUUGCACGUAUCCGACGCUGCCAAAGCAGCAGUAUGUGGGAACAGCAGCUUUUAAGUGACAACAACAUUUAUGGCCAGUUAGAUUCUGCUGCUGCUAUGGGUUCUUUUGGACGCAGCGUCAACUACACCACUUGCGACAAUCCUAUCGUACGUGUAGCAGUUUCCAAGCUGGAGCUGAUGAUUCGGCGUCAUAAAAUCCACCCUGUGGUACGUGCGCGGUGCCUAUAUAGUCUUGUUUUCAUCCAUAACCGCGAUUAUCGUGAACAAGAAUCUGUCCAAGAGGUUUUCACAAACUACCUAACUUCAUUUUCGCUAAACAAUACAGGCGCUAAUGGUUGGCAUCCUAGUGAGGCUCGGUUUAUGAUCGAUUUCUUCAAAGCAUUAUCUUUACUACGGAACCGGCUGGGCCAUUCACCACAAAUGGUGAUUGACAUGUUGACCAGAGUACUUGAAGGUAUGAACGGUGUCAACUAUCUCGUACACGCUACUAACAUUGUGGAAUGCUGCUCUUACCUUGUGAUCCCACCAUGUGCACUCAGACACCGUAGUGCAAACGUAACACAGUGUCUUGAUGUAAAGCGUUUAUGGAGAUUGUUAUGGCAUCUAUUUAGGCUGGACGGCAUCCCUGGUAGUGGUAGUUGUCAUCGUGUCCUAACAGCGUCGUUCCUACGAUGUUUGAGUAGACAACCGGUGUUUUUAGAACUCUGUCAUGCCAAGUUUAUGAAUGAGAAGGAUCUAGGGUUUCAGUUUGAUUUCCUUUACUUUAUACCUAGGAGGUCGAACAUUUUCAGACUUGCUCAAGGGCCCUUUGAGCUUGGCCAAACGUACUAUUCUAAACAGGUACACAUUUCUUCCAUCGAGGCUCUUCUACGGGUUCUAAUGACAUGUGCAUUUAUGUUAGAGGAAGAGAGUGAUAUGAAUGCCGAUGUUAAAGGUACUCAUGUUCGCAUGAUAAAAGUGACGUAUGCUACCCAGCUAAAACGCGUUCAGAAGUUUGCAGGUAUCCAUGACGCUACACGUUGUUGUGUUGAUUUAUGUGAGGAGUUGAUCGAACCUGAUUUGAAGGUAGAUGUGUGGGAUGCAUAUGCAAGACUAAUAGAGGAUCUUUCACAAGCUGUUCCCAUUCUGUUUGUCAACCUGGAAUGCCCGUUGGCCCGUAAGACACGUGACCUAUUGUAUGCGCAAUUGCGACCAUAUGCAAUAUCUAAUCGUCAUUGUCAUGUCCAGAUCUUUUUGAAAAUCAGAUCUGCAAUCACGCUACUGUUUGGAUAUGGAUACUACUUUGAUGAUGAUAUCGUGCCGGAUGCUAAACUGGUGGAUCAACGUAUUGACAUGGCCACUAGCGGUAUGAGUAUGCCGCGUAUCGCGGCUUUUAGACGUGUCCAUGGAGAAGGUGCGCGUAGCUCAACAUCAGACUGGAUGGAGGUUGCUGUGGAGGCUAUAAAUGCACUUAAAGAGCUUCCUCAGGCACGGUGGUUCAUUUAUGACCCCGAAUUAUCGUAUGCAGGAUACCGUUCUAUAGUCCGUAAUCCUAUGUGGCUCACAAAGAUUGAGCAGAAAGCUCUGGAGAAGCAAUACGCAAUGCCUAUGCAGUUCAAAGCUGACAUGGCGCUGAUCUUCAAGAACGCAAAAUCGGUAAAUAAGGCUGAUUCGAUGCCUUUUGCCGAUGCUGUAGUUCUCGAGGAACAGUUUGACACAUUAUGGCCUGCAAUCGUUCGUACCUUCCAGCAACACGCCAAGGCUAGGCGAAUGUAG
Molecule: messenger RNA, 4839 nt
Organism: Babesia sp. Xinjiang
Lineage: Eukaryota; Apicomplexa; Aconoidasida; Piroplasmida; Babesiidae
Exons: 1
Coding region: 1-4839 (1612 amino acids)
Biological process (GO): transcription initiation at RNA polymerase II promoter
Cellular component (GO): transcription factor TFIID complex
Molecular function (GO): transcription cis-regulatory region binding; protein binding; chromatin binding
Source: RefSeq, a predicted model, not a curated record